AUGCCGGCGAUAGUGCGACGCCUGGAAGCCGAACCCCAACGGCCGCACCCAGAGGAUCUGAAAGUACUCCUGAAUGUUCGCGGCCAAGGCCAGGGAAGCAAUCAUAACCCAGGAAUUGGUCCGGGUAUAUCCAACGGCGCGGAGAACGACCAAACGAAACGAUUACGCGACCGAGUCAAUGAACUUAGACGGAGUCUAGGAAACACCGAAGCCGAGCUUCAAGACUCGCAAGCAUCCGUUACAGCACUGCAAGCCAAUCUUGCAAACUCGCAAGCAACCGUCAGAGCGUUGCAAGCAGAUGAAGUUGCCAAGAGACUGGAAGAAACGGAGUCCGCGCUCGUCGAGUUGCAAGAAGAAUUUGAUAUACUACAAACGACUAUGUUUGAGGCGCAAGCAACGGUCAACGUUCUGAAACAGGAACAGGAACACGACCGUAGCACCUACGCAAAGCUCCGAGAAAAUCUGGACAAUUACAGGGCCAAAGACGGUUCUUUAGCAGAAGAGUGCAAUGAUUUGCGGGGGAAAAUUUCCCGCCUUCGACCAGAACUCGCCUCGGUGCGCAAAGAGCUCGAAAAAGCUCAAAGUAGCAGCUCUAAAUACCGGCUAGCCUUCGAACAUCUACAGUCGGAGUUUAAAGCCGUGCAGGAUGAGAUUGCCAGUCGUCGAGAGGAGGUCGGUAACCUUACAGCGCAGCAUAAUGUUGCCACUCAAGAAGUCGCAAGGCUUCAACAGCAGCUCGAAUCUCAGACUGCCGGUACCGAGGAGCUCAGGCAACGGACUGAGAAGCUAGACGCUACCACGCACGAGGUCUCAAGACUCAAGAAAGAGCUCGCAUCUCAUAUCGAGAAGCUCAGGGUUGCUAAUAAUGAGAUCAAGGACCUUAACGAGGAGAUCCAAGGCCUUCACACAACAAUGAGUGAUCAGCAAGAGAAGCUCACCAAUCUGCGUACUGAGAAAGAAAAGCUGCAGAAAAAGCUAGAUGAAGCGCGCAAAGAAGCUACUCGCGAGCAAGAGAAGCAUCAGAACGAGUCCACAGCUGAAAAGGAGAAGCAAAGAUCCGACUUGAAAGAGGAGGUGCAGAAGUUGACAAACAGCCUUGAACUAGCGGAGAAAAGGAGUAAAGCUGCGGCUUCCGCAUUGAAGAGCUCUAAGAGCAAUAGAGAGAAGCUGGAACAGGAUCUUUCUGGGGCUCAGAGCGAGAACAAGAUUAACAAAGAUAGGGUCACAGAUCUCGAAGAGAAGCUUGAGAAAUUGACCCAGGACGGUAAACCCAAAUCGGAUGAAGUCCAGGCAUUACAAAAGAAGAUUUCGCAGCUCGUAUCCCAGCAAAAGCAAAACAGACAGGACAUCAGCUCGCUUACUAAGGAGCGUGACACUGCCUCGAAAGAAGUCGAGUCUCUGAGGCAGAAAGUUUCACAGCAGCAGCCCGAGCAGAAAUCAACUGCGGAAAAUGGUUCCCAGCUUGAUUUGUUAACCAAGCAGCUUCAAGAAGCUCAAGGCAAGAACAAAGAAUUGGAAAAAGAGAAAGAGGAUCUCCUCGUUGAUAUUGACCUUUUGAAUGAUAUCCACGAAGAGGAAGCGAAGAACACCGAGUUGAAAGCGAAAGAGACCAAACGUCGUUUAGCAGAGGAAUUAAUAGAGGUAAAGAGCACGCUUUCUGCCAAGUUGGCUAAAUCCCAAGAGGCAUUGAAAAGGGCAGAAGAUAAAGCUAAAGCCAAGAGCGGUAGCUCGAAGGCAUCGGCCCUCCAGAGCGAACGGCAUCUAGGGGACCGCAAGCCCCCGACGCAGCGAGAAGAAUACUCUGAAGAUGAAUACAGUGACACGGGGAGCCCAGGGAGGUUGCGUCCAGAUUAUGUGCGCCCAGAAGUUCCCAUGGAGAAGGCUGAGAAGUACGCAGGACCCCCUGGCUCCCGGAAGAUUCUUGCUCCUCGCUUCCACCGGCCUAAGGUUCCAGGGAACAAUCAAGCACCUCGACCAGCAAUGCCGGGCGACCUACCGCCAUCACAGCCAACUACGAAGCAGCCGGUCUCCAAGAGCGGAGCCCUCGCCUCCAAAAGCGAACCAAAGCCGCCUCUGGAUCAUCCCAGUCCCUUGUCAGAUGUAGGCCCAGCUUCUACCGCGCCAUCAGCUAAGUCUUCGGGUGAGAGUGGUAAAUCGAAGAUACCACCAGUAAGAGCGGCCACGAAAGGUCCAGAUGUCCACAAGUCUCCACCAGAUGCAAAAGGGAAGAAUAAGGCCGUAAACAGUGACUCACAGGCACCAGUGCAGCCCGACACAGAACGGUCCAAGCCAACUAGAACAACCGCACCGUCUUCGCAAAGCCCUGGACCAUUCGACAAUAUUCCUGGUCUUUCGAGCUGGAAGAAGCCUGAAGCGGCCCAAGAGAUUCCUGGUCUUCCGACUUUGAAAAAGCCUAAAGACGCCGAAGUUCCCCAGCCACCGACAACGAACAAGCAGCCAUCGACGACAGAUCAGCCGGGAAAGCAAGAAAAGCCGGAGAAUGCAGUAGCAAGCAGCUCGACAAAAACCGAUGCACCAGAACAAACGGGAGGAACAACUUCGUCGAGACGUAAACAGCUUCCUGGCAUAUUUUCUAUGAAAAACAACAAGCCUAAAUCGGCCGUUUCAUCUCAGCCAUCGACGGCGAAAAGUGAGCCAGCGAAAACGAACGAUCAACCAUCGGUUACGAACGAUACUCCGUCGACCACGACGAAGCAGCCAAAACAGCAAGGAGCAAGCGAUUUGCCAAAAACCGCUGCACCAAAGCAAACAGGAGGACCAAAGUCUAUAGAUGAUAAGGAUAACAAAGUAAGUAAGAAACAUGAUCCUUUGGAGCAUACACUAACGUUUCACGUCAAGAAGAAAGUACCGGCGAUGAAGGGAGGCGUGGGAUCGGAUGAAGGCAAGCCACAAGGGACCAAUCCGCCGGCGAAGCCUCCUGCUGCAGGCACAUCUGGGCCACAGGGCUCCCAUAAAGCGGCCAAGCCAUUCAAUGUUUUUGGCUCGCCGCCCCCGAGUCCGCGACCUUCUAGUCUCGGCGCGAACCAGCAGUCAAAAGCCAGCGCACCUGUUGCACCCACGACAACCAGUCAAAGCCAAGGUGCCUCUCAAUCUUUUGCCUUUGGAGGGACUGGUCCCUCCGACUUUCAUUUUGGAUUCAAAAAAGAAGACGGUGAUAUUUCCGAAGCGGAAAUGACUGGCCGGCGUAAGAGAGUCCCGAAGGUAGGUGGCCAGCAGAACAUUGCAAAGACUCCGUCACAACAGGCUCUCCCGAGCACAACCUUUGGAGAGAACGACACGUUCAAACGCAACAACACUGCGCCUAAGGCGGACGAGCCUAACCCCUUAACGGGAUCUGCUCCCACAGGUACUGCACCACCUCGAUCAGGACCUACCCCAUUUCAAAUGUCCUCAGGAGGAGCCAAUACAGGUACUGCACCGCCUCGAUCGGGUCCUACUCCAUUUCAGAUGUCUCCAUUCGGAAGUAAGUUUCCUGGGGCAAGCCCAGCUUCUCCUGCGAACUUCAGCGGGUUCACGCCGAACCUCGGAACCGGAGCCUCAGUACUAAACACUGGCACGAUUUCUGCAGGCGGGCAACCUAACGCUGGCUUUCAAUUUGGAACCAAUCCCUAUCAAUCUGGAACCAAUCCCUUUGCUAGUCUAGCUUCUCCUACAAAAUCCGUCGGUGGCGAAUUCUCGGACUCUUCAACUGAAGACCCAGCGUCAAAAUAUGGCGAUGAGAGCAGGUUAAAGCGGACUAAAAACGUCACAAAAUCAAAAUCAAUAUUCAAGUCGAACGCACCUGUCGACAAGAAGAAUUCAGAUCCACCCCGCCCAGGAAGCAAGUCGAAGGCACCUGUUGGGGAAAACAGCAAAUUAAACCCCGCUGCAAGCAGCUUCUCUGAUCCGAACAAUUCUGUCCUGCGCCCCGAUCCAACGAAACCCCCAGCUUUUAAUCCUUUCGCAACGGCCAGCGGAAGCACAAGUUCAUUCCAAUUCGGCGAGGGUACCCGUGGUCAAACACCCAGCUACUUUCCCGAUGAACUGUCGCGUGCUGGCAGCAGAGAUCCUGAUGACCCGACCCGGGUGCCCGUUCCUAAUUGGGGCCCUGGUCUUGACCAAUCCGCUGGUCAUAGCCUUGGUCCUUACAACUUUAGUGGAUACAAUAAUCCUGCUCAUACCCUUAGUCCUUCCAGUCCUACUGCUUCCAACACCGGUGUUUACAGUCCUGAUCUCACAGACGAUCCUGGAUACGGCCCUCCUCCGAACCCGCCUCCGUUCAGCCCUCUUCAAGACCCUGUAUCUUACGACCCUGAUAACAUGGACGUGGAUGAGUUCGCUAGCAACCCAGACCAGGGAACCGUUCCCAGGCCAGACGAGGUGCAAGGACCGAGUACCGGCCCCGGAAGAGGAUUGGAUGCCGGUUUCCUAGAGCACGGCUCGGACGACCUGGAAAUGACCGACGGUGAUUCCCCGCGGCGGGGGGAAACUGAGGAAGAAGAAGUUGCGCGUCUCAUAAAGGAAGAUUUCGACCGUGAAUCAGACUAA
Molecule: messenger RNA, 4548 nt
Organism: Didymosphaeria variabile
Lineage: Eukaryota; Fungi; Ascomycota; Dothideomycetes; Pleosporales; Didymosphaeriaceae
Exons: 1
Coding region: 1-4548 (1515 amino acids)
Source: RefSeq, a predicted model, not a curated record